This is a messenger RNA of Dictyostelium discoideum AX4, 594 nucleotides long. RefSeq lists its product as hypothetical. The transcript has a single exon. The record is from RefSeq and is a predicted model, not a curated record. NCBI's taxonomy places the organism in Eukaryota, Evosea, Eumycetozoa, Dictyosteliales, Dictyosteliaceae. The coding region runs from base 1 to 594 and encodes 197 amino acids.
AUGAAAUUUUUUAUUUUAAUUUUUAUUUGUUUAAUGGUUACAACAUAUGUUUUUGGAUUUAAAUAUACAAAAAUUGAAGUCCAUAAUUUAUAUGAUGACAAUUGUUCAUUGCAACCCUAUGAAAUUGUUUAUCAAUUAAAUGGAUGGUGCGUAGAUGGUAAUACUAAUAUCGAAUGUAACGAAGAUGGAACAGUGAUUACACAAAAUGUUUUUGGUACUAAUAGUGGUUGUAAAGGUGCAAAAACAGGUAAUAUUACAAAUGCCAGUGGUACAUGUGCAUUUGAGAAUGUAGUUUAUUCAUGUGUUGAUGAUUUCGAAAUUCCUGAAAAUACAUUAGUCAGUGUAGUUACAAAUGGUAAAUGUGAAAAUGAUCCAAGUUGGAAAGAUGAUAUUGGUUUAAUUGGUUAUGAAUACUUGAAUCAAUGUAUUCAAAAUUAUAAAGGUGCUUUUGAAUUAACUUGUAAUUCUUCAAUUCCAUAUAAAAAUAUUUACAAUUCCACAAGUGUUUGUAAUACUGUUCCAACUGGUUAUGGAUGGUUUAGUCCAAAUGAAUGUUCAAAAAAUGAUCCAACUUUUUACUAUUGUAAUGUUUAA